Hyaloperonospora brassicae is the source of this 1089-nucleotide messenger RNA. The record is from the annotation of a GenBank genome assembly. Lineage: Eukaryota; Oomycota; Peronosporomycetes; Peronosporales; Peronosporaceae.
AUGCCGCGCAUUGAGACGGAGGUCCGUCUCGACUUCAAAGACGUUCUCAUUCGGCCCAAGCGCUCGACGCUCAAGAGCCGCUCGCAAGUGGACGUGCACCGCGAGUUCCACUUUCGCAACUCGAAGCGCACGUGGACGGGCGUCCCCAUUAUUGCUGCCAACAUGGAUACAGUCGGUACCUUCGACAUGGCCGUCGCCCUCUCCCGAUUCGACUUUAUCACGUGCGUGCACAAACACUAUACCCCAUCCGACUGGACCGCUUUUGCGCAGCAGUAUCCACACGUGAUGGCGACGGUCGCUGUCAGUGCCGGAUCUAGCGCCGCGGAUUUCGACAAACUGUCGACUAUCCUGACGACCCAUUCCGCCAUUCAGUUCAUCUGUCUCGACGUCGCCAAUGGGUACUCGGAACACUUUGUUGACGCCGUACGGAACGUGCGCGCGGCGUUUCCAGCGCACACGAUCAUUGCGGGCAACGUCGUGACGGGUGAGAUGGUCGAAGAGCUGUUGCUGUCGGGCGCGGACAUUAUCAAAGUCGGCAUCGGUCCGGGGUCCGUGUGCACCACUCGGAAACAAACGGGGGUGGGGUACCCGCAAUUGUCUGCUGUGCUCGAGUGUGCCGAUGCUGCCCAUGGACUCAAUGGUCAUGUGAUUGCUGACGGAGGCUGCACGUGUCCAGGGGACGUGGCCAAAGCAUUUGGCGCUGGAGCUGACUUUGUCAUGCUUGGUGGUAUGCUUGCUGGACACGACGAGAGUGGUGGGGACAAAGUGGAGAGGGAGGGGAAGCUGUUCAAGACGUUCUACGGAAUGAGUUCGUCGGAGGCUAUGAAGAAACACAGUGGGGGUGUGGCGGAAUACCGCUCGUCGGAAGGCAAGAGCGUGACCGUGCCGUAUCGAGGUCCGGUUGCCGGCACGUGCAAAGAGAUCUUGGGCGGUGUGCGUUCCACAUGUACCUACGUCGGGGCCAGCAAGCUCAAAGAGAUUAGCAAGCGCACCACUUUCAUCCGUGUGUCCCAACAGCUGAACGAACUGUUUGGUCGAGCUCCAAAUGAGCAGGAGGAGCAGGUGUCGAAGAAGCAGAAGACGGGCUAA